AUGAAGCUCGAAAUUGUCAUUUUGGUGCUAGCCAUUGGGCUGCUAUACAAGCUCUCAAUUUGGUGGUUUCAUCCCUUGAGGAGAUUUCCGGGCCCAGUUUCGGCAACUUUCAGCAAUGUAAAGUGUGGCUCAUUAUUAGUAGGACCUGUUGUUCGCGUCGCACCCAACGAGCUAAGCUUCAGCUCAUCUUCCUCAUGGCGUGAUAUAUACGGCCCCCGCAAGGAUGUAGAGCCGUUCGUCAAAAGUGAGUUCUACGAUGGAGGCAACUUUGCCGCGGAGUCGCUCUCCAUCGUGAGCGAGCGUGAUCCAAGGAAGCAUGCCGAGAUGCGCCGUUAUCUCAGCAGCGCUUUCUCCGACCGUUCCCUCAAGUCCCAGGAGCCUCUCAUUGCAGAGUCCGUGGACCGGCUUGUUGAAAAGCUCGAAGAAGCCGGUCAUGGUGCACACGGUACGAAUAUGGUCAUGUGGUUCAAUCUAGUCACCUUCGACAUCAUCGGCAGCCUUGCGUUCGGAAAAGAUUUUGGUGGCGUUGAAGCAGGAAAAGAGCAUUUCUGGGUCGCCAUUGUGACGAAAAGCCUGCGUUUGGGUGCGCUCGCCGAUUGCUUUCGUAGAUUUCCGGCAGUUUCUGUUGUUGUGCAAAAGAUAUGUUCACGGUUCAUCGAGAAGUUGAUGACAGAGAACCGUAAGCAUCAGAAGUAUACCAUGGACUUGGUCCAGAGUCGAUUAGCGAGUCAUUCAGAUCGCGCAGAUUUUCUCACUAAGAUGAUCGAAGCACGCGAGGAGGAAUCCAUCUCAGAUUCGCAGAUUGCUGCUCACUCUUCCGAUUUUGUGUACGAACAAAGUAUUGCCGGCAGUGAAACAACAGCCACAACACUUUCUUGCAUGACUUACUACCUGCUUCAAAACCCUUCCAUCUUGUCGCAGCUGCAGAACGAAGUACGGUCAUCGUUUACCCGAUACGAGGAUAUCACUGCAGCUACCACGAUUCCUCUCAAAUACCUCAAAGCAGUUAUAAAAGAGGCUAUGCGCGUGUACCCUCCUCUUCCUUUCGCGCUUCCCCGUGUUGUUCCUCUGGGCGGAUGCACUGUUGACGGCCAUUUUAUACCAGGUGGAACUGUUGUUUCGACAAGCACUUUCGCGGCAAGCAUGUCGACGGCCAACUUCAGCCAGCCCUGGAAAUUUAAACCGGAAAGAUGGACUGAUGAGAACUGUACCGAUGAUCUCGACGCAAGCCAGCCUUUUUCGUACGGAACGCGAUCCUGCAUGGGACGGAGUCUUGGCUGGAUGGAGCUUCAAACUAUCAUGGCGAAGAUCAUUUACCGGUACGACAUGGAGCUAGUUGAUGACACUGUCGACUGGCACCGUGAUUCGAGAAUGCAUACUCUAUGGGAGAAACCCCCUCUAAUGGUGAGAUUGAAGAAGUGUGUGUAG
This is a messenger RNA of Bipolaris sorokiniana ND90Pr, 1428 nucleotides long. RefSeq lists its product as uncharacterized. Bases 1 to 1428 code for a protein of 475 amino acids. The transcript is spliced from 7 exons. The record is from RefSeq and is a predicted model, not a curated record. NCBI's taxonomy places the organism in Eukaryota, Fungi, Ascomycota, Dothideomycetes, Pleosporales, Pleosporaceae. Gene Ontology annotation, molecular function: monooxygenase activity; heme binding; iron ion binding.